GCUAGUAAUUCAACCAUUUCAACCUGUUAGCUUUGCAAGACAACAUCUAUAGCCGUACUCAUCUUCAAAAUCUUGCCGCACGACCUUCCUCUUCCUCCACGAUUUCGUAUUUUUUCGUCAAAUACACGCGUCAUCAGCCACUUUCAGUUGAGAAUAAUUUAUCCGCAAGCUGUCAUCCUUCAAUUCAAUAAUAAAUCGCAAGUAACACCAAUAAAACGGCUUUAUAACAUUCAAUCUAAAAGUCAAGAAUGGAUCUCGAUGAAAGCAAUAGAACUGGUCUUUGUUUGAAUAAUUCCAACCCUCUGGAGAUGCAUUACAUAGCAGUUCAGACGGUCGUAUACAGCAUAUUACUUGCUUUUUCUGUAUUAGGCAAUCUUCUAGUGAUUAUAGUCGUGAGCAAAACCACAGAAAUCAAAGCCACUGUUAAUUACUUCAUUCUCAACAUGGCAGUAUCCGACCUCUUGUUUACCAUGAUUGCAGUCCCAAGGACUAUCGGCGAGUUGUUGUCGAAAAUCAGCAAAACGUGGUACCUUACUGGGCUUCUAGGUAACAUAACUUGUAAACUAUGUUAUUUCACACAAGACGUGUGUACUGCUGUGUCGAUUUUGACACUUGUAGCAAUUGCAGUUGACCGCUACUAUGCUGUUGUGUAUCCUAUGCGCACUGGUGUGAUCACAUCAACUUUCCGCAAAAUCCUCGUUACCUGUAUUUGGUUGAUCGCAAUGGUAUUCCAUGUGCCAUAUUUUCUUGCCUUUCGCCUACAAACCGACCCUGUCUCCAAGGUUACUAUUUGUAUUUAUCACUGGAAAUACAAUGUUUCAAGUGGUAAAGCAUACUUUGCUUUAAGCUCCGGUUUCUUAUUCAUACUGCCACUUCUUGUCAUGUCAGCAAUAUACACAAUUAUCCUUAUAUCGAUAAGAAGCCGAAAGAUCCCUGGGAAUGCUAACAGUUCCAGUCUACGUCGACACAAGAUAAAACGAAAUCGUAAAGUCUUAACAAUGGUACUGGCGGUCCUUUUUGCGUUUUUGGUCUGUUGGCUGCCCAUGAAUAUAUAUGGGUAUCUGCUCUUCUUCCAAUGGUAUAUGCCAACGCCUUGCACGCAGCCAUUGGAGAAAUUGGUCAUUUUGUGCAUAGCCUAUUCCAACGCAGCAGUAAAUCCAUUUAUAUAUUUUGCCCUAAGUGAAAACUAUCGUCAUGCAGCAUUACAUCUUAUGAGAUUCAGAAAAAGGCGUCCUUCAAGACACCUAGAGAACACUAUUACAACAAGAAAUUCAUCCUUUGCAACGCAGUUAAUGCCAAAGAAUUCGAAACGAGCCCUUAAAGAUAACACUGAGCUAACAGAGCUGUCUAAACGUUACAAGAAUCGCCCCGAUAGUGCUCGAUGUUGCUUAGUUGAGAAAUCGUUGAAUUCUACUUCAAAUUGACAAGUUUUCACGGAUUGCAAGAGACUGCGAUGGUUUGAAGAAAAGCAGAGAAAACACUGACUUGUAAUAAGCAAUAAAAGCUACAAGUACAUUCUGUACAAAUUCUGUCAUAAUAUUAUCUAGCAGAGAUCGUUAUGUUCGACUGUAACAGAUUUAAUAUGUGCAAUAUUCAUUUAUCAAAUUUAAAGUGAGUAAUUUCUUUUGCUCAUAACACAAGCCAAUAUGACACUUAUACGAGCAUCAACAUAACGUUUUGCUGUUAAAUAGUAUCGAAUAACUGUAUUUUAUCGUUUAAAGGAAAUUUUCUGCCUCUGGCUAUUAUCGUAAACCAAUUAAGAUUCUAUGUGAUUUAGAAUUUGAUCAGUAAUUCAUGUUUCGAGAUACUUUAAAAAAUGAAGUUUUAGCACCUCUAAUUAUUUGAUUCAUUGGGCUAUAAAAAAAGAUGUUUGUUACUAUGCAAAGAGUUCUACAGUAGAAAGUAGAGGAUCAUGAAAAUACGAAAUAGUACUUAAGCUUAUCAAUAAUCUUCUGAAUUCAGUUCCAAUGUCCAAUUCAUGUCCAAUUUACAGUAUGUAAGUCUGUUUUCCGUACGUUUUGCAUAUUAUCUUCUAAAAACGAGUAUCUUUUUUCUUUGAUAUUGAUCUUAACAUAAUAUAAACAGCUGUGUUAAUAACCAAGGAAAAUAUAACCAAUCUGUCGAAACAUAAGACAGUUUUUUUUUGUCCAUGAGUAAAAAUACAAAGGAAACAACAAGAAACACAUUUAAAAGCAAACACUUAGAGAAUUAGCGUCUAUAAACCAAAACAACCACAAGUUUUUAAGAGAAAGCUCAAAACAAUGGCCUAAAGCAUAUAAUUUUGAUCAAUAACAAAAUGAAUGAAGUUUUAACCUUUCUCAUAUUAGAGUUUUUAAAUCUGUCUGAAAAAUGAAAAAUGAGCCUCUUUUGACAGAAACUAAACAAUUUGAGUUAUGAUUUUGUUUGUUCCUUACAGCCUUUUGCAAAAAUUAUGAGAAUUGUCUAAAUAUCUAAAUAUCAUAAUUUCCAUAUCCAUAUAUUGUCCAGAACACGCGGGUUUGCUAGAAUAAUUCAUUGUUGAUAUCAAGAAAAUGUUCAGAACUACGGAUAAGUCCUUCACCGCCGAAAAAAACUAAACUACACAGACAAAGGACAAACGGGAAUCGCGUGGGAUUACCCAUCAUGCAAUUGAUAUUAUGAUAUUUAGAUAUUUAGACAAUUCUCAUAAUUUUUGCAAAA
Exaiptasia diaphana is the source of this 2679-nucleotide messenger RNA. Its product is annotated as QRFP-like peptide receptor. NCBI's taxonomy places the organism in Eukaryota, Metazoa, Cnidaria, Anthozoa, Actiniaria, Aiptasiidae. Gene Ontology annotation, cellular component: membrane. Bases 249 to 1424 code for a protein of 391 amino acids. The transcript has a single exon. Gene Ontology annotation, biological process: G protein-coupled receptor signaling pathway. Gene Ontology annotation, molecular function: G protein-coupled receptor activity. The record is from RefSeq and is a predicted model, not a curated record.